AUGCUUUGUAAAAUGUAUGUCAAAAGGUUCGAGCCUACAUUAGUCUUUUCAUUAGGUAAAACAAAAGAAUCAACUACAAAUUUAUUGAUUUCAACUAAACAAUCUGUCAAUAAAUUGUCUUUUGAUGAAUUAGCACAUUUGUGUCAUCGUGGACUUCCUUUACGUGUUUGGUCGAAUAAAAAUGAAUCAAAAGUCGUAUGUCUUUGUCCACAUACUUAUUAUGGUUCGAAAUGUCAAUAUCAAAAUCAACGAAUUAGUUUUUCAAUUAAAAUUCAGUUAUUGUCACAUAUGAGAGAAAUUCCAUUUCAAAUAAUUAUUUUUCUUAUUGAAAAUAAUAAUCAAAGAAUUAUUCAUUCAUAUGUACAAUUCAUGUAUAUGCGUAUUAGAGAUUGUGAAGCAAAAUUUAGUACCCAUUUACUUUACUCAACACGAUCAAAAAAUCUAACUCAAAAUUAUUUCAUACAUAUUGAUAUUUAUGAUAAAACUUCAUCAAUUUAUCAUGGAAGUUUUUUAUAUCCAAUUAUAAAUUCAUUUUUACCUGUUCAUCCUCUAAAUUUAUCGAUUGAUAUUCCUUCAUUAAAUAAUGAAAUUAAAUAUUGUUCAAAAAAACAUCAUUGUAUUCAUGGUAAAUGUAUUAAAUAUUUAAAUAUUGAACAAGAUGAGAAUUUUUGUCAAUGCGAUCCAGGAUGGUCUGGACAAUAUUGUACAAUUUCACAUUUAAUUCAUUGUAAAUGUUCACCCGAUUCAAUAUGUCUUGGUAUUGAUGCUCAUAAUCGACCGAUAUGUCUUUGUCCAUUACAUAAAAUUGGCUCUCGAUGA
Molecule: messenger RNA, 819 nt
Organism: Adineta ricciae
Lineage: Eukaryota; Metazoa; Rotifera; Eurotatoria; Adinetida; Adinetidae
Source: the annotation of a GenBank genome assembly